UGGCGUUUGAGAACAAUGAACUCACCCCGUGACAAGGAUCUGGCACCCUUAUCUCGGAAACAUCGGCUCAUAGCUGCAGCUUUGCCCGGUGAGGACAGCUCACUGGCCGGUAACGCGUCCAGGAUGGAUCGUAACGGAUUACUGGUUCACUGUUUCAUAUGUGGAAGCGGCGUUACACCGGGGAAGGAGUUGAGGUUACAAGUGGCAUAUCAAAAAGAGAGAGUUCCUAUUUUCCCGUUUCUACAGAACCAGGAGCCUGCUCCGGGUGCGUCUGAAGUCAGCCCGGAUGGACAUGCGCUGGUGUGCGCCGUGUGCCACUGUUUUCUGACGGAGCAGUGGAACUCCUUCGAGCGGAGCAGGACGCCCAUCGAGAAGCGCAUGUACUGGCUGAAACGGCCGUACCAGUGCGACUCUCGUCGGGUACCGCAGGAGUGGAACAUCUCAUACGAUCUGGAGAGGAGAAUCAGUGCCGGCGGUCAAAAUUACGACGGAGGCGCAGACUCUGAUUUCUCGUCUUUUUCCGACAAUGAGAACCUGUCAGAUCAGGACAUGGAUUUAAUCGGACUUGGCAAAGAGAAAUGCCUGCGAACAUGUGGUAAAACGCCAAGAGAGAACAGCAGAAAAAACAAUGUGAUGAGCGUUAAAAGCAGUCCAGAUUCCCAGCGCGCAAUGCGCUACCCGCUGAGCGUUUACGGGGCUCACGGAUCGCCAAAAGCGGAGUGCGCUCUGCCGGUGCGCCGCGGCGCUAAAAUGAUCAACAGUGUUUAUCAAUCAUCAGAAUCCACAAGCAAGUGUCAGGACAGACUCCCUCAGCGUUGCUAUGACAGCUCUCUGAAUGACACACCUGCGCAAGACAACGGGGUCAUUAUGCGCAACAGGCGGUGGAUGGAAGAGGAGGAGGAGGAGAAGGAAGGGAAUGUCAGAAACACGGAGGUGCGUCAGAUCCAGCGUGCUGCUGCUGACAGCAGCAGCUGUAUUUCGGCUAGACAUCCAUCGCUGCUGUCCCGAGGAAAAGGUGAGCGUCACCCCAACUCACUGACAUCCAGCUCCGCUGUCAAACCCAACGCAGCAGAUCCCAGAGACAAACAGAACGGUGACACCUCCGAGGAUGAGAUUAACAUCACAAGCGAUGAUGAAAGUGACAGCAAAGUGGAGCCGACCCCCCAGCAGCACCACCACAGGGUGGCUUCCAGCCCGGAGGGGUGUGUCUGCUACAUCUGUGGCACAGGGCUGAGACAUGAUGCGCGUUUUAAAGUCAGCGUGCAGAAACAAGAGAGUGCACAGAGUGAGCCCUUCUUCCCCUUUCUGUGGAUGCACGCGCCUCCCCAGGGUGCAGCACCCAUCAAUCCAGCAGGCACAACCCUGGUGUGUUGCAGCUGCCACUCCUCCCUUAUGCAGCAGUGGCAGAGCUUCCAGCAGGCGGAUGUGCCUGUCCUCCAGCGCCUCUAUGUUGUCCCCCUCAACCAAUCCACCAGUGCACCCUAUGCUGCCCACUUCAUAGACCAACAUGGGAAGCCCUCAGAUUCAAUGGAAUCCUUACCUGAACACAGGGCUCCGAGUGAGGCCUGCUUCCUCUGUGGGCAGGAGGGUGGCGGCGCUAUGAGAGUAGCGUAUGCACAGGCUAGUGUUGGCAAAUCCCGUGGCGUGAUGUACUUUCCUUUCAUCAACUUGUUGCCUUGCCCACCGAAUGCCCAGGUGUUGAGGAAUGGUCGUGUGAACUGCUGCCAGCCUUGCCAUGUUAUCCUGGAGGACAUCUGGGGGGCAUAUCGCCUCAGCCUCUGUGAAGACCUCAUUACCUCCGUCAGCUCCUUCCUGGCGAGGUACCACGCUGCUAUGGCUGUCGAUGUGCCCGGAGCAGCCCACUCUCAGACUGCCAUGGCAACUCACCGCAGCAGUUCCGUGUGUUACUUAUGUGGAGCCAAAUUAUGCGCAGGAGAGUACCAGCUGCAUGUUAACCCACCUGGGCGCUGUGGGGAAAGAGAACCCUUCUUCCCAUUCCUUACCGUUCAUCCUUCUGCUCCUCACGCCAAGCCGGUCGAUUCUACCGGUCUGGUGUCGGCGUGCAGCCUCUGCUACCACGACCUGCACACUCAGUGGGCCCAACAUGAGAAUAAGGGCCUGCGAUCCUCCAGCCCGGCUACCUCAUCCUGUGCCAACCCCCAGCCUCCCAGCUCCCCUUGGGCUCGCCAGUAUAGCUGUGAGGUUUUUGUGUGUUUUUUCUGCAGGCAGGAGCAGCGCAGGCACGGUAGGUUGUGUGCCGUUAUUGUGGCCAGGCUGCCUGUUUUCCUGUACGCACCGCGCAGCACACGCACGCUCGUAGUGGAUGAUGGGAGGAGACUGGUGAUUGGCUCCUGUGUGGAAUGUAAGGCCAUGGUACAGGUGGGGCAGAGGAUGCAGCAGGACAGAGACCGAGGCCGGAGUGGACACGGAAUGUCAGAUGGAGCACCAGAAUCGCACAACUCGCCACGGUCUCACCACAAGGCUUCUACAGUAAAGGAGGAUGCGGCUGGAGCCAGCAGAGAGGCAGAUUCUGGAUCUCAUCUGAUAACCAGCAGCACUUCGGGACUCUCUAAACCUGUAGCUGAUCACACGUCAUCUCACCCAAGAACUUUGAAACAAGAACGAGCUGACCAAGCUGACCAUCGUCUUUCUAGCAUGAGCCAUGAGUCAAAGUCACCAUCGUUGGGAAUGAUCUCCACGGUGACACGGACCACUGCGACAGUCAGCCCCCUCAACCCGUCGCCUAUAAACAGCUCUAUAGUAGCCAAUGGAAGCCCAGCAUCCCAAUCAGCUCAUUCUGGAUUCGCUGCAGCCCUCCGUAAACUGGCAAAACAGGCUGAAGAGCCUCGAGCUGCCUCCUCCAUCAGCAGUGAGUCCUCUCCUGUCUCCUCCCCUGCCACCAAUCACAGCUCCCCAGUUAGUACGCCGAAGAGAGGUCCUCUCGGCUCAGGGCCUGUCCUGGUUCCCCCAGCGGGCCACAGUGUGCCAAACACUCCACCUGUAGUCACCAUUGCCCCGACCAAGACCAGCAACGGCCUCUGGAGGAACGAGGGACGGCAGUCUGACUCAGGACCUCGUGGAGCCAGCAGGGAGCGUCUGGGUACAGAGGGGACCCUUCCCCAGGAGAAGGGAGCCCCCUCUGUCCCUGCACACCUCCUGGGAAACCCCUAUGCCUUUGGUCUUACCCCCGGUGCUGUAAUGCAGGAUUCUCGUUUCCAGCCCCUCAAUCUUCCCAGACAGUUGCCUAAUGCAGUGCCACCUGGUCCCGUACCAGAAGAAUACCUACGUGGUUUCCGGCCCUAUGCCACCACAGAGGAUGCCCUCCGCAUGCCCUCCUUGGCUUUGGGGUUAGACCCUGCAGCUGCAGCUGCUGCAGCUGCAUACUACCAUCCCAGCUACCUACCCCACCCCUCCUUCACUCCAUACAGGAUGGAUGAUCCAUUCUGCCUCUCAGCUUUGAGGACACCAUUCUAUCCCCUGCCAGCAGGGGGAGCUUUACCCCCAAUCCAUCCUUCUGCAGUUCACAUGCACCUACCAGGGGUGCGUUACCCUGGAGACUUCACCCAUCCUUCGCUGUCGGCACUGCAGUCUGAGAGGCUUUCUGAAAGGCUUCAGCUGGAAGAUGAGCUGCGGCAGCGAGAGAGGGAGCGUGAACGAGAAAGGGAGCGUGAAAAAGAGCGGGAACGUGAGGCAGAGAGAGAAAAAGAGCGGGAGAGAGAACGAGAGAGGGAAAGGCAGCGGGAAAAGGAGAAGGAGCUGGAGAGGGAGAGGGAAAGGGAGCGGGAAAGGGAACGUGAAAGAGAACGGGAAAAGGAGCGAGAAAGAGAAAAAGAGCUGGAGAGGCAAAAGGAGAGGGCACUGAGAGAGAAGGAGUUGCAGGUAUCCAAGGUGAUGGAAAGCCACUUCUUGGCUGAGCUCCAUGCCAUGAGAGGACAAGAGGAUCGAACCAAGCCUGAACGACUCACCCCCAAUCGGGCUGAUAAAACCAAAGAGCCUGCCCUUCCUGCCCCCAAACCUGUCCCACCGGGUCUACACUCAUCAGUGGUCCAGUCUCAUCACGCUGUUCCUGGUCUAAUCGCUAGCCACGGCCUCUACAUGGGGCCCAGCACUGUGGCAACGGGGCUUGUAUCCACAAUGAUUCCUCAGAGGACUAAUGAGGAGGAGAGGUGGCUGGCACGGCAACGCAAGCUGCGGCAGGAGAAAGAGGAUCGUCAGUACCAGGUGUCUGAAUUCCGCCAGCAGGUUCUAGAGCAGCACCUGGAUAUGGGCCGAACAGCUGAUGCACCAGAUCACAGGACAGAUGCUCACAGAGCCAUAGCAAAUCACCAUGAACAAGGAAAUCGGGACCUCCACCCUCACUUGGGCGCCCCUCCACCCCUCAUUUCUCCCAAACCUCCCCAGCCACCACGGGAUCACCAUCCUCCUCCCCCCACCACCCUGUGGAACCCUGUCUCUCUGAUUGAAACCACCACAGACUCCAAACGGAACCAUGAGCCUUCAGGGGUGGGGCACUAUGAGCUCAGUCGGCUGCCUCCGGGGCCCUCUAAAUAUGAGGAAGGGGGCCGGAGGAGAGAAGACGGAGUAAUAGAAAAAUGUCCACCACUUCGAGGCCCUUUGCCAGAGCCCAGCACGUUCCUGGCUGAUUUGGAGAAAUCCACACAGACAUUCUUCAGCCAGCAGAGGCCAUCACUGUCUCUGUCGAGCCAGUAUGAUCUGGAGGGAGCUGUGAAAAGUAACGUCGGACUGAAGAGCCACCAGGGGCAAGGUAGACAUGGUCAAGGACUAGGGAUGGUCACUGGGCCCGUGAUGGGACCAGCGGCCACACUAGGAAUAACUUCAGAAGGAAAAUUGAUCUAUGACGAGUUCCUUCAGCAGCACAGACGUCCUGUCAGUAAACUGGACUUAGAGGAGAAAAAGAGAAAGGAGGCCAGGGAGAAAGGUUAUUACUAUGAGCUGGAUGACUCGUACGACGAGAGCGACGAGGAGGAGGUGAGAGCUCAUCUCAGAAGAGUAGCGGAGCAGCCGCCACUCAAACUGGACGACUGCACAGAGAAAUUAGAAUACCUCGGAAUAUUUGGAUUAACUACAGUUGGGCGACGAAAUGAGCUGGUACACCAUAACAGCAGGAAGAGAAGAAGGAUGCUCAGGGAGCGCAGCCCCUCACCACCAGUCUCACUCUCAAAACGUACGCCUCCUCCACCCCAACUGGUCACACGCUUCACUCCUGAGGACAUGGACCGAGUACCAGAACUGGAGGAUAAGAAGCGUUUCCUCACCAUGUUCAGACUCUCCCAUGUCACUGUGCGGCAGCGGAGAGAUAAUGAGCGGGUGGAGGAGCUGCUUCAGGCUAUUAAAGAAAAAAGCGUAACCUUGGAUACAAUCAGACAUAAUCCUCAUCCUCUGUGUAAGAGCCCUCCAGCACACAACUCUGGACUAACACUUACUGAAAUGAUUACAGAUUCUGCAUUUGUCCAGCCCUCUACUGAAUCUGAAGACCACCACAGACUACAUAGCUCCCCCUCACAUUGCCCAGCUUCCCCCAACGACCAUCCUAAAUCCCAUGGGGACACAUUAAGACCAAAGGAACCCCUUUCCCCAGCUGUCCAUCCAGACAAGGCCCGGGGGCCCAGUGAUGGUUUGGUCUGUAAGAGGAGUUCCAGUUUACUGAACAGCUUGCGGCCUCCACUCUCACUGCAGGCUAAGGACGGCCUACACAACGUCAAUGGACGAACCAAACAGUGGGACAGCUUCACUCCUGAAGAAUUUGCCCAGCAGUUCCAUGAAUCUGUACUCCAGUCAACCCAGAAGGCUCUGCAGAAACACAAAGUCAUAACCACGGGGAUGUCGGAGUCCUCCCACAUCCAGGAGUCAUCUGUCCACUACAACAUUCCAGAGUUUCAAAGCAUCCCCAACCGGCUGCCACAUUCACAGUCUCACUCAAAUACCCAUCAUGCAUUUCCCCAUCCACUGUCCCACCCUCAGUCCAAUGGGCAGCACUUCUCCGCAACCCAACAACAGGAGGCCUUGAGGACAAGGGAUGACAUGUCUGGUCCAGAUGACUCAGAGGAGGAAGACGAGUCGGAAGAGGAGACACCUGCCUCCAGGUGGCAGGGCAUUGAAUCUGUAUUUGAAGCUUAUCAGGAAUAUGUUGAUGAGCAAAGUGUAGAGCGGCAGGUGCUGCAGAGCCAGUGUAGAAGGCUAGAAGCUCAGAACUAUAACCUCAGUCUGACUGCUGAGCAGCUGUCUCACAGCAUGGGGGAGCUGAUGUCCCAGAGACAGAAGCUGGCAGUGGAACGGGAGAAGCUGCAGGCAGAGCUGGAGCACUUCAGGAAGUGUCUCACUCUGCCACAGACACACUGGCCUCGAGGUGGUCAUUACAAGGGUUAUCCCCCCAGGUGACCCCAACAUGCUGACCCGAUGGCUGCCAGGACCUGGCUGUCUCCUUUUCCAGACUUACUCCCAGAGGUUUUUUUCCCCCCCCUCCCCCAUAAACUGAUCCACAAGGCUUCACUGAAGAGGACAAGGUCAGCUUGAUAAAGAUGAAUAAACCAAGUGAAUGGACUGAUAAAUGGUCACAGGAGACAGGAUCACACCGUGAAGGACUGCGGCCAGCUAAGGACUGCGCCACAAGCCAUAAAUGUGCCAAUGUAGCCAAUACCAAGAUCAGCAAGGCGAAAAGCAGGAACACCUGAAGAUGAAAACACACACACACCCCUUGUUCCUGCUGGUCUGUUGUUUGGUUCCUGCAUCCCUUAAAGCCACACAGACAGUCCUGCCAAUAGGGGAGCAGCUGGUCCAGAUGGGCUCCAGUCAAAAGACUUGAAAGCUCCAAAUCUCCAAACCAGUGCUUCUGGCCAUUCACACUGACUUCAGCACCGUGGCAACAGGAGCAUUAGAACCGGAAAUGCACUUAAGUAAAGCUGAAGAACUACCUGGUGGUACUAUUACAGCAGCAACCUGUUAGAAUUGGGAAAGAAUUUAGAAAAUGCACAUUUUUUUGGAAAGAUUAAGGAAAUGUUUUAUUUCUAAAUAGAAAAUUUGAAACUAAGAAUUUUAAAAGGUGCUUCAGCCUUAUUGUAUAUAAUAUGAAGACUUAUGAGAAUUUUGUAUGUUUUUAAUACUUUAAUCAUUGUUCUUUUAAAAGAAAAAGCCUGCCAUUUUUAUAUGCGUCUGCUUUUUCCCCCCUUGGAGUGGGAAAGGAAAGCCUUGCUUUUAGUGUUUGUAAUGCUGCUGGCCAGAUCAGCUCAUUUUGAGACAUUUAAUUGAGGAUAAGAGAAACAGGAUGCACACCUGCUCUUACACUCCGGCACACACACGGCCUCCGAGCUCAGCACAGCUUACAGGUCCUCACACCCCACUCCUUACACACCCACACACACCUCCCUUCACAGCAAGCCUUCUUUAGUUAACCAUUUUAGCAACUUCUCUGGUCAGCUUUGGCUCCUCACCCUCAACAUCAAAAUGCUAAACAGUUCAUUUGACAGCUGCAGUGAAUUUUUCUACUUGGUUCCCUUGAGUGUUUUGGAUUGAUGCAAAUCCUGAUGCACGGUUUUACGCCUUAGAUCAAGCUCUUUAGCAGCAGCAGCCAUGAC
Molecule: messenger RNA, 7592 nt
Organism: Thalassophryne amazonica
Lineage: Eukaryota; Metazoa; Chordata; Actinopteri; Batrachoidiformes; Batrachoididae
Gene: gse1
Product: Gse1 coiled-coil protein
Exons: 17
Coding region: 16-6399 (2127 amino acids)
Source: RefSeq, a predicted model, not a curated record